CUUCGGUCUUCGCUUGCAACUCGGCAUCCUGCUCCUGAAACAAUUUUGUCGCAAACUCAAUCAUCAGAAGUGAAAGUAAAGCCAAGACAGCCCGACAGUGUAUAGGAUCCAAUUGAGCUCACGUCCGUGGGUCCCAAGUCGUUAAUCGUUAUUGCCAAGCGGGGCGCCGCAUGCCCGUCCGUGGUUGAGUGAACGGUUUAUACGCCGUGUCCAUGUCGAAUUCCCAAGACGUCAACCAGAUCCCCGUGGAGGAUCUGACACCGGAAGAAGCUAGCCGUAUAAUCCACUCACAUCGUAAAGUUCGAUAUGGUGAGUGGCCCAGAAACUUUACCGUCGUUGUUUAACUAGUUAGCUCUUGAGUCAGUGUGACAAGAGCGAAGCACAUCUUGAAGCUUACCAUGCGCUUGUAAGCAGUCUACUGACUAUGGCAUCGAUAGGCACUGCUUGCUGGCCUUGCCGUCAGCGGAAGGUCAAAUGUGAUAACCAGCAGCCAUGCGAAAAUUGCGUGAAGCGGGAGCAUCCGCAACUAUGCUCGUAUAAGCCCAAUCGUUCUAAUGCUGGCAAGGCUGCAUCAGUUGAAGCUGGAAGCACACAUGGCACGAAACGCCCCCAUUCACCCGAGGAGGGUGAAGAGUAUGACCAUGGACAUGACCACCAACCGUCAGGAUGGCCUAGAGCUAUAGAUCAAUCGGAGUCUAUGGAGAUACCUCGUUACAUUGGUCAAAACAGCAUUCCUGCCAUCUUACGCGAUCAACCUUCGCCCAUAGAGACGAAGAAUGGCAUAGAUAUUCGACGUGACAUGCGGCCUAUCUGGGGACUUGACAACUCUGCGCCCUUCCCGCUCAUGUCUACGCAACAUUUGGACAGGAUGACACAGGAAAUAUCAGCGGAGCUUCCUACUGACCGUGAAGUCCUAAAGCUCUUCAAAUCAUACAAAGAGGUGCCCCAUCCCUUUUGGGGCUUCGUAAUUGACAUAGAAGAUCUUGAGUCGCGUUUAAUGAUCUAUCUUGAAGAGCGAGCAAGAAGUGUUCGCGAGGCGGGUGCCAAAACGCAACACGUUUCCGCCUCCUGGCUUGCCAUUCUUUUUGCUGUCCUCGCUGUUGGCUCUCAAUACCAUGACUCACCAUACCAUAUCCGGACUCGAAAUUCCCAAAGAUAUAUACAGAUAUGUUUCCAUUUCCUGAGACUUGGCAAUUUCUUACUUAGACCGAAUCUCGACUCGAUCCAAGCGCUCUUAAUGACAAGCUUUGUUUUGCUGAACGAUAUGAAAGCAGAGGGCUCCUGGGCUUUACUUGCACUAACAUGCAGGCUUGCUCAGUCUCUGGGACUUCACCGAGCACCAUCACAGGAAGACGGAUCCGCAGAGUUAUCCGUCAAAGAUUAUGUUAGGAGGAAACUUUGGUGGACUUGCCAGUGGCAUGACACCCUCACAUCUCUGUCGUUCGAUCGACCUAAUAUGACAAACAUUCAAUGCUGUCCAAUACCGCUAUCGCCGAGCGCCACUGUACAAGGCCUUUCUUACCUCGAAUCCAUGUAUCAUCUUUGUCAGAUUAUAUCUGAGAAGCUCAAUCCGGAUGCCUCUUCGACAGCGACAUAUGACACCAUUGUAGCAAACUGUGAUGAAGUGUUAUCAUUGCGUGAAAAAGUCUACCCGCAAUUACGAAAUAAAGAGGCACUGAAGACAGUGGUUGACCGACUUCAGCAUUAUGCUUUAAGACUUCACACUGCGUUUGUGGUGUCUGUAUGUUGUCGGCCAGCUCUUCGUAGUGACUGCACAAUGCUGAGUCCGUCCGAGAAGAAAGCAUUGUCUGCUAUGUGCAAGGCGAAUCUUAUCGAGACAGUCGAAAUGUUUCUCUCCAUGCACAAUAUCUCUGUGAUACCGACACGCAGCUGGGCAUUCACGUACCACGGUCUCUCAUCGGCUGUCCUCCUCGGUCUCUUAUCUGAACCUAAGACAGAAACGGAGGUUCGUCGUCUUCAAGGUGAUCUCAUCUCAGCUCUCUCAGCAGCGGCUGCGAAAGAGCGCACCAGUCCACCACCUGGACAUAUCACGAUCAGCGACAAAGAUAUUGAGCUAUCUGGGCCGUUGUCUAGAGCCUUAACUGCCUUGAAGCACAUCUAUGACUAUGGGUCGUUACAGGGGCUUUCGGGGCUCAAGAGCGAAGUGCCUUCGGGGGCAAGAACGCCGGUUGCGUCUUUGCAAAACGCAAUGGGCAACCUGCAGCAAAGAGCACACCCCGGGUUAGAUCCACAUCAAGAUGCUGCUCUCGCAAUGACCGAGCUUCAAAAUGGGGCCACGUUGCCUGACUUCUCUACGAACAUGCACUAUAAUCCAUCUUUACAGCCAUUAUCAGUCCAGGGCGUUACGGACAUGACGCAAAUGGACCCUACAGCAUAUAUGUCGAAUAUGUCGCCAAUGGACCUCUAUGACUCUAUCUUCUGGGGUACGUCUUAUGUGUCAACAAUUUAUAAAUGUUACUGAUUAUAUGCAGAAUCACCCGAUCCAUUCUAUACAGGAACUGAUAUGAAUUUCGACUUUAUGUCCCAGCAGCCGCCAGGUGGCACUGGAGGGCAUCAGUACUUUUAUUAGUUGUUUGUUUGCUAGUCUAUCUGUUUCCUGGCGCCACUUUCAGUUGCCCUAAAAAAAACCGGAUUUACAUGGACAUUCUGGAGUCCAAGCAUGUGUGCGACGGUGUUAGGAAGUGGAAGCAUUUUGGAUGGAAAAGUUAUUUCGGAGCAACAAGGCGCUUUGACUGAGAUCUCUGGACGUUAUUUUCCAUACCCAUCACCGUCGUGGUAUUUUUUAAUUGAUUAUACCUAUUCGGCCAGCAUCUAUGGUUUAUUUUUUUUUUUUAAAUUCUUUUUCUUCUCAGUGCCUUACUUGCUGGCAGUUCCUCUUCGAUUAAUACUUAGACUAUCGCAUUCAGUAUGACCCUAGUCAUUGCGAUGACCUUUUCUUCCUCAAGUCU
This is a messenger RNA of Truncatella angustata, 2969 nucleotides long. Its product is annotated as fungal-specific transcription factor domain-containing protein. The coding region runs from base 425 to 2482 and encodes 685 amino acids. The record is from RefSeq and is a predicted model, not a curated record. Gene Ontology annotation, molecular function: zinc ion binding; DNA-binding transcription factor activity, RNA polymerase II-specific; carboxy-lyase activity. Gene Ontology annotation, biological process: regulation of DNA-templated transcription; DNA-templated transcription. NCBI's taxonomy places the organism in Eukaryota, Fungi, Ascomycota, Sordariomycetes, Amphisphaeriales, Sporocadaceae. The transcript is spliced from 7 exons.